AGGAAGUCGGUCCGCACUGUAUUACUUCCGUCCGAAACACGGAACAGUAGUGUGAAUAAAUGAAUGUACUGCAGCUGCAAAUGAAACUGUAUUUUAACGUGUCCUAUUUCAAGGGGAUGCAGAGCUAGCGUCUCCAUUCACAGCAGUUCAUCUGUAACGCUGGAUAAAUCAUACUGAUACUGCAGGUCUGUUGAAGCAGAGCGGUAGGUUAUCACCAUGGGUCUGUUGUCUGACCCGAAUCGCAGAAAAGCCCUGACCAGCCUCCUGACCCGCCUCAACACACCCAUAUGUAUUGUGUGCUACCUGGCGGCCAUAGUGUGGUUCAUGGGUCUGGCGUUUGAGCCCUUCACCCUGCGCACGUACAUGUCGGAGAACGCCAUGGGCUCCACCAUGGUGGAGGAGCGCUUCUCCUCUGGGGAGCGAGCGCUGUCCCUCGCCAAGGAGUUCAACGCUCACAAAAAAAAGGCGGGUGGGAUGCCGGUGGAGUGGUUAGUUAAGAGCAUGCAGGCCCGAGGACUGGAGGUGUUCACUCAGAGCUUCUCCCGUAAGCUGCCCUUCCCUGACGAGAACAAAGAAAGAUAUAUGGUUCGAGGCACGAAUGUGUACGGGAUCUUGCGAGCUCCUCGCGCUCCUCGGACAGAAGCUCUGGUCAUCACCGCUCCCUGCAGUCCUGGAAACAGCAACAACCAGGCAGUUGGUCUUCUGCUGGCUCUCGCAGAGUAUUUCAGGAACCAGGUUUACUGGGCCAAGGACAUCAUAUUCUUGGUGAACGAGCAUGAUCUGAUCGGCAUGCAGGCCUGGCUGGAAGGCUACCACCACACUAACAUCACAGGAAUGGAGUACUCGCCGCUGCAGGGUCGCGCAGGGUCAAUUCAAGCUGCGCUCUCAUUGGAGCUCAGCAGUGAUGUGAUUACCAGCCUGGACCUGGUUUUGGAAGGACUCAACGGUCAGCUGCCCAACCUGGACCUGGCCAAUCUCCUCUAUGCCUUCUGUCAGAAGCUAGGAGUCCUGUGCACAAUUCAGGGAAAGCUCCAGAGGAAUGACUGGGACACGGCUGAGGGCUACACUCACGCGGCGCAGACCAUGGUGCUGAUGGUGUUGAAACAAGCUUGCGGACGGUCCUGGGGUGAUCACGGCCUCUUCCUCCGCUAUCACAUCGAAGCCGCUUCCAUUCGAGGCAUCAACAGUUUCAGACACUAUAAGAUGGACGCCACCACCAUUGGCAGAUUGCUGGAGGGAAUGACCCGUAAACUCAACAAUCUCCUGGAGCGUCUUCAUCAGUCAUAUUUCUUCUACCUCUUGCCUUCUCUCUCUCGCUUUGUCUCCAUUGGCUACUAUAUGCCGGCGUUUGGCCUCCUGGCUGUCAUCUUACUGCUUCGAGCGCUGGAUCUCUGGGUUCAUCUGGGAACACCAGCUCUGACAGCGGUGGAUGGAGUUACUGAAGCAGAGCAACCGUCCAGUCCGGGCGUGUUGACAGUGUUGACCCCGGUGGUGAUUAGUCACCUGACAGGUGUGGCGCUGUAUCUGCUACCUGUUCAUCUGCAGGAAAUGGCUGUGGAGCACUUCCCUGUGUCUGAAACCGAAGCUGUGGUGCUCACUGCUAUUGCCAUCUAUACUGCAGGCCUGGCCCUGCCACACAACACACAGCGGUUGCUGUCUGGAGAGGGCACAGAGCAGGGCUGGAAAGUGCUGAAGCUGACGGCUUUGCUCUAUUUAGCGGUGUUGUUGGGCUGCACAGCCCUCAUUAACUUCUCUCUGGGAUUCAUCUUGGCGGUUACGCUGGUGCCAAUCACCGCCAGCAUCACGCCGCACAUGCCAAAAUCUCUGUGCGCUCUGGCCAUGGUGCUGCUCAGCCCUGCCUUCACCAUCCUCUACUGCGUCUUCAUCUACCAGGAGCUCAUCGAAGUGCCCGUCAGCCUCGGCGAGGGCUGGAUGCUCUUCCUCUCGGUCAUCUCGCAGGGCAUUCUUGAUCACACUCUCUACGGGUCGCUCGUAUAUCCACUCUUAGCCCUUUUCAUUUAUCCCUGCUGGCUAAUGUUCUGGAACAUUCUGUUCUGGAAUUAACCGUCUCAAGUAGCUUCAAAUGGAGCGGUUUUAAAAUGAAUCCCACUUUGUGCCAAUCAUGAAGAGUUAUUGUCCAUCUGUGGGUAUUAUCUGCCGUUAGGGAUUGGCAGAAGGAGGAUCUAGAAGGAUGUCAGGCCCAAAGAAAGUUCAGAUAAAGAGGAUUUAAUGGUGUGGCUUCAACGGUAAGAGUACUUUGGUCCAAGUAUUGAGUGUUUCAGUUUUGGGGAAGGGGUUUGCAUGAAGACAGAUGUGGGACAGAAAUGAGGAAUUAUUAUAAGAAAGCAAAACAUUUUCCAAUUCAUUAGAAAAUAAGUUCAAUAUUGUUACCAGAUGUGUGGACCCAUAAUGGUUCAUUAUUUAUUUUUUUUACCCUAUAAUGGAAAAGGCUUUGCAUAGUUUGCCAUUUUGAACUCUGGGGGACUGGAAGCUUAUAUUUAAUGUGGUUUGAUACUGAAAAUUGUACACCAGAAUUGUUUGUUAGUUAAUUCAAAAUGAAGCUCUUGAAAUGUAAUUCUCUGUGGACAUUACAAAAGACAGGAACAAGACGAUAACUCAAGAGUUUCCAAGACUUAUUUUCUUCAAUGCAUUAUAUCCAAUUUAUUUAAUUUGUUUCAAGCAACACUGGAUUUAUAUGCUCUGAUGAGUUAUGCACAUAGAUCUUCGAUUAUUACAUGUAAUUAAAAUAACAUAAAAUUAUGCUUGCUUGUGUGCAUUUAUAAUAAAGCCUUCCCACAUCUCGAGUGUUAAUAAAUGAAUAUUAUUAAUACAGUUUUAAUAAGCUUAAUAGAACAGCAGUUUAAAUACUAAUUCAAAAUAAAUUAAUAACAUCCAAAUUUAAUAUUAUAUUAUUGUAUAUUGUGGUCUGUCUGUAAUUUCUUUGUAAAUAUGACCUGUUGUGUGAUACAUGGAUGGGAAGAUGGACGGAUGGAUAGAUGAUCUGAAUUGAUCAUUCAAGCCACAAAUGAGAAGCUCCCCUAUAUGAUGUUACAGCCUGUUGGUAGGUCAUUAACAAGAACUGCCCAUUUUAUGAGAUGUAAGGGAAACGAUAUUUCUAAUUAUGAUCAAUAAACUAUAUU
Messenger RNA from Onychostoma macrolepis, 3140 nucleotides. RefSeq names its product glycosylphosphatidylinositol anchor attachment 1 (gene gpaa1). The transcript has 14 exons. Bases 217 to 2064 code for a protein of 615 amino acids. Gene Ontology annotation, biological process: attachment of GPI anchor to protein. The record is from RefSeq and is a predicted model, not a curated record. NCBI's taxonomy places the organism in Eukaryota, Metazoa, Chordata, Actinopteri, Cypriniformes, Cyprinidae. Gene Ontology annotation, cellular component: membrane; GPI-anchor transamidase complex.